AUAAUUUCUAUGAACUCAAAAAGUGAAAUUGACGAAGCUUCAAGGUAAUUUUAUUUGUCGUCAUUCCAGGUUAAUUCAGAAAUUUCCAAGAUUAAACGACGCAGUUAUUAGUGUUGUUGCUUAUGAAUUUACAUCGUGAAUUUAUUUUUGCAUGCGACUGGGGGAGCGAAGCAUCAUCGUCAAAUAAUAAUACCCCAAGCAAUUGUGAGGAUCAGUCUACACCAGGUUUAUGUCCUGCUGCACAUACCAAUACUGGCCAGGACAUUAUGAAGCGAGCCGCCGCUAAACAGUUGAUCGAGAGAUAUUUCUACCAGUUAUUAGAUGGUUGUGGCAACCCUAAUUGUGACAACAAAUACUGUGCUUCUAGUGGCGAGGCAAGAAAUUUGACACCAAAUGAAGCUGCGGCUGAGGCCAUAAAGCUGUUUUACAAAGAGGCGCGUCUGUGUGACAGUCUGCCCAACAAAGUGCCUCGUACAGAGGCCAAUGCUUGUGAUUCCAGUGCCAGCACAACAUGUACGACAUCAAAGUCAAAAGACAUCACAGAUAACAAAGAAGAGUUACAGUCCGGCGAGAGCAGCAUAGAGAACCAUGAAAGCACCUCACAAACACCAGAAACUAGUCAGAAUAAAUCUCAGCAGGAUGACCACAAAACUCCUAGUCAUAACAACGGCGCGCCGCUGACGGAGGAGCGGAUCUGCCAGCUGUGCGACGAAUGCCUCCGCAGCAAGGCGCCGCAGCCGCUCAUCAGGGCGCUGGGGGAGGCGUUCACGCAGCCCGCCAUCCUGGCGCGCUGCUUCCAGAGCAAACUCAGACUCGACAGCGACAGUAGUGGUGGAAAAAAUACAGAUAAAGAAUCGAAAGCGAUGUGUUCGUCGAGCGACCCGGACAAAGACGUGGACAGCGUCGCGGGGCCCGAGCUGGACGUCGUCUCGUGUCGCAAAGCCUUCGGGUACCUUGCCAAAGUGCCAUCAGAAUACUACAGCUCGGCUCUAGUCACGGCGUUGACGACACUGGCGGAAAACAUGGAGAUAGACUUGAGGAUAACGAAAAAGAUGAGCAUAGAGGACGCAGUCAACUGCUUCGUAAUAGCUUUCGAGGUGCCAGAUCUCGGCUGCAGCGACUACCUCGAAAUAGCUCUGCCUGCACUGUGUCACGCGGCGGAGCAUCUUCCUGUUAAAGCUCAAGCGAAAUUGGCACGAGUGUGGGCACAGCACUGUAAGGAUAGCCUCCGUCACAUUCUGGAGACGCUACAGCAGCUGAUCACGUUGCGCGUCAUCUCCACCAACUACACGAGGCACUUCCAGCUGCAGGACGACGAGAGUGUCACCUUGGCUACUAAACUUAUGAAGAUAGUAUACUACGCGAAUAUGCUAGCCGGUGUGAUGGAGUCCAACACGUUGCGAGAGGAGCCGGUCGUAAUCGCGAGCCAGCUAGAUCCCCUUGGCGACGCUCUUGACCAUUUAUACCCACUAUCGUCAAUGAAAAAUUCUAAGCAGUCACAGCCUGAUGAUCCUUUAGCUAUUGAAUUAGAUAUAAAUGUACUAGAUGCUAGGAAGCCAUACCUGCCAUUUGAGGAAUUCUACAACGAACCUCUUAGUGAUACUAUAGAAAUGGAUAUAGAUUUUGCUAAUUAUAAAACUGAGAUAAGUAAUGGUAAGAAAUUCGCGUUCCUGAAGUACCCGUUCAUCCUGACGGCGGCCACCAAGUCGCUGGGGCUGUACUACGAGAACCGCAUCCGCAUGUACUCGGAGCGGCGCGUGUCGCUGCUGCACGCCGUGGUGGGCGCGGCGCCGCCCAUGCCCUUCCUGCGCCUCAAGGUGCGGCGCUCGCACCUCAUCGACGACGCGCUCGUCGAGUUGGAAAUGGUAGCAAUGGAGCGGGCGUUGGACCUGAAGAAGCAACUGGUGGUGGAGUUCGAAGGCGAGCAGGGCGUAGACGAAGGUGGAGUCAGCAAGGAAUUCUUUCAGCUCAUAGUGGAAGAAAUCUUCAACCCCGACUAUGGCAUGUUCACGCACCAACCUGAUUCACAUACAGUAUGGUUCAACCCCACGUCAUUUGAAACGGAAGCGCAGUUCACAUUAAUCGGAAUAGUAUUGGGUCUAGCUAUAUACAACAAUGUAAUACUGGCAGUCAACUUCCCCAUGGUAGUGUACAGGAAACUGACAGGGAAGAAAGGCUCUUUCGAGGACCUCGCCGACUGGAAUCCUAUAUUAUACAACGGUUUAAAAUAUAUGUUAGAGUAUGAAGCAAACGAUUUGGAGGAAGUAUUCUAUCAGACCUUCAGGAUAUGUUAUCAAGAUGUGUUCGGAAACACGAUAUUUCACGAUCUACAAGAAAACGGAGAUAGUAUGUUUGUUACGCAAGAAAAUAAAAAGGAGUUCGUGGACCUUUACGCCGAUUUCCUGUUGAACAAAUCGGUGGAGACGCAGUUCAAGGCGUUCCGGCGCGGCUUCGUGAUGGUGACGGAUGAGUCGCCCCUGGCCGCGCUCUUCCGCCCCGAGGAGGUGGAGACGCUCGUAUGCGGCAGCAAGAACUUCGAUUUCAACGAGCUGGAGAAGUCGACAGAAUACGACGGAGGCUACACGUCCGAGUCGCAGACCAUAAAGGACUUCUGGAGUAUCGUGCACAGUCUGUCUCUAGACGACAAGAGGAAACUCCUGCAGUUCACGACGGGCUCCGAUCGAGUGCCCGUCGGCGGGCUGAGCCACCUCAAGCUGGUGAUAGCUAGGAACGGCCCAGACUGCGACCGCCUGCCCACCGCCCACACGUGCUUCAACGUCCUGUUGCUGCCGGAAUACGAAAGUAAAGAGAAACUCCAGGAUAGACUGAUGAAAGCAAUAAGCUACUCGAAAGGAUUCGGGAUGCUUUAACGUUCGCCUGCGACGCGUCAUGUCUCACGGAACAAACAAUAAGAAGAUAAACUAUUGUUGUAAAGCCAUGAUAUUAGUGGUGUCUUUGUAACAUUAAUUAAUUAAAGUUUG
Messenger RNA from Hyposmocoma kahamanoa, 2981 nucleotides. RefSeq names its product ubiquitin-protein ligase E3A (gene Ube3a). NCBI's taxonomy places the organism in Eukaryota, Metazoa, Arthropoda, Insecta, Lepidoptera, Cosmopterigidae. Bases 123 to 2870 code for a protein of 915 amino acids. Gene Ontology annotation, biological process: protein polyubiquitination. The transcript is spliced from 16 exons. The record is from RefSeq and is a predicted model, not a curated record. Gene Ontology annotation, molecular function: ubiquitin protein ligase activity.